This is a messenger RNA of Manduca sexta (tobacco hornworm), 5805 nucleotides long. RefSeq lists its product as uncharacterized. Lineage: Eukaryota; Metazoa; Arthropoda; Insecta; Lepidoptera; Sphingidae. The coding region runs from base 190 to 666 and encodes 158 amino acids. The record is from RefSeq and is a predicted model, not a curated record. The transcript is spliced from 4 exons.
GACGCUACUUCCGUUCAAAAAAUAAUCAACAAAACCAACGGACGUUUGUGCUUUCGAUCUUUUUUAUUUUUUUGUGAAAAACGGUGAAAAUGUGUAUCGGAGUGUGAACAGUUUAUUAGGUUUUGAUAAUAAGCUAUUUGAAGCAUUUUGAGGCAUAGUAUAAGAUAGAUACGUGUUUUUCCAUUGAAAAUGAAGGAUCCUUUCGCGAAAGAUUGUAUCGAUUCUCCUACAAGGGAGAGUUUGAAGAAUGUUGAAGGCUGUUACAAUAAAAAUUUGUUUAAGAACACAUCGUUCGCUAACUCACGUCGUGCCUUGCAGUCCGGCGCGGACAAAAUCUCUAGAACGUUUCGGAGCGUCAGAAAUACAUUCGGCAAUUUGUCGCAGCAUUUCAGACUUGGUGGCAGGCGUCGACACCGUUUGACAGAGACUGGGUCUCCGUGCAGAACACCUACUACUCCAGUCAUGAAGAAGAAACAGAUAUUAGGCAGGACUCCCACCAAGUUGUACAGCCCGUUCGGGAUCGAGACGCCGCACAGCCGCGACUUCAGAAUGUCGCCGUAUAUGCCUGAUACACCGGAUCACGGAUUGUCGCCCAAACGUCGCAAAGGCGUCGCGCAUUCAUGGCACUUGUUAGCCAAGAAAAGACCGCGGGCUCUUUUCCAUUGAUAAUUUUUUUUUUAAAUAAUAGCAAUACGCACAAUCUGUAUCCCACCGCUUAAUGUAAGACUGGCUUUGUGAGUAUGUCAGCUUUAUUUAUACCAAAGUGAACAGGCCUGAACAUAAACGUUCAAGUAAUAUAUUUAGUAUUAAUUAUGUUGACACAGUUUUGAAAUGGUAUAGGUAUUGGCCACCACUUCAUGUCCAAUGGUAUGUGUAUUUCCUAAGCAAUAAUUAGAAAAUUUUAAAAGGCAAAUGUAACUAACAGCUGUUUUCAAUAAACUAUCCCGAUCUCAAUCUUCAAACCGAUUCCGAGAAUAAACCAUUUAAAAUAGUUCAUUUGGAAGCACGUCAAAAACAACUUUAAUGGUCCAUUUUUGAGAUAGAUCGAGGAAAGCGAUUCGGAUCGUGUAUUCUUACACGGCUGUUAAUGCCACCUCUGUGGAACCAAGUUAUAUUAAAAACAUUUUUUCUGCAACUAACCACCAUUUCAAUAAACGAAUCGCCUUUUCCGAUAUAUCGAGAAAAUAGACCAAUCAGGUCAAAGAUUUUUCUGACAAUUACAAAUGAAAUAGUUUGAUUGGUUCAUUCUCAGAAUGAGAUUGAAAAUUAGGUUUGGGAUUGUUUAUUGGAAACGAUUAAAGCAUGGAUGUUUGAAAAUGAUGGAAAUGUCUUAAAGCGAAUGAGUAAGCGAAUGCAUUGCACUGAAGUAUUUUUUAUAUAAAAAAUAUUAAUGUAAGCAAUAUUCGUGUCGGCGGGUGUGCCGCGCUGGUCGCGGUUUCAUUCCGUUCUCAAUGUCGGAAGGAAGAGAUUUAGAUUGCAUACUUGAAUGUUGCCAGACGAUAAAUCGUGAUGAUGCCACAAAUAUAAUAUCAAGUCCCUAAUUACAUAUCUGUCAAAGGGAAUACUUCUUCUCAGGCUGGUUAAAGUCACCAAAAUAAAGCAAGGUAAUAUUAUAGAAAAAAAUAAUGGUGGGGAAUUUAUUUCCUUAUUAGAGUUGUCCUGAUCAUGAUCCUUGAGGCUGUUUGUUUUUACAACCUUCGCCUUUUUCUUUUUAUUAAAAUCGUAUUGUUAAUCGUUUCAGCCAAAACUGUGUCUAUAACAAUAAUUGCCAAUUGUUAUUGAUAUAAAUAAUGCUGAUUGCCUGUAUUGUGUUGUGUGAAAGGUCUUUGCAUUCGAUACAUCCGUUUUCUUGUAUUAUAUCAGACAGUAAAUAUUGCGGGAAUUUGAUCAAAAUUCGUGUUUUACACUUGUAAAAUGACUACAUUACCCUACGGAUAGUAAGGAUAAAGGCGCUUUCACACACGCAGUUGAAUGUUAGAUAUUCGAAUGGUGCUAUCUUGUAUCUUAUUAUUUGCUGCGAGGUAACGACAUUUUGAUGAUAAUCUAGACUUAAACAAUUGUACCGUCGUUCCUAUUUCACGAGGUUUUAUUUAUUUGUAAUCGGUUGAAUGUAUGUGAAUUAUUCUGGUUUAUAUGUACUGUUUUUCGCGAGCGUCAUAACGACAAAUUCAUAUUGAAAUAUAGCUAGACGUGUAAUGACGUCCAAACCGCGUUUCCACGGUAGACAUAUCUGAAGUGCGUAGAAGUUUGUUUUUCUACGUCAGUACGUCGGUAAGAUACGACACGCUCGGUACGGUCAAUUUUACACGCGCGUACGUUAUGUUUCUAAUGAGUGCGCAUGCGUUUCACCAACAAACAGCGUGAAUACAUCUAACAAGUCUAAUCUCUAAUCUACUAAUCCAUGGACAAUGCUUGUCCAUAGAUAUGCAUGCCCGAUUCGAAUGUGCGAAAGAUUCUAUUUCAACGAUAAGAAAAUUACACAUGUCCUGGCAUAUUUCAUAAGACGUCUAUAUACGUAUAUUACAAAUGGGAAACGCUCGGUUCUACUGCGUCUGAGUUCGUAUUAAUGCGAAUAAUAUUAUACUUUAUCGUAAACCACGCUAGAACAUACACUAAUAUUAACCUGAAGUCUACACGUUUUCUACAAAAUCUUUUAAUGAAUCAAAUUGCAUAUCCAGUAUUAUAAAUGCCAAAUUGUAUUGCUUCUAAUUCACGUCUUUUUAUAUGUAUUAGAUAAUUUUAUUAACAUAAGUAGGUUUUAUACUAUACGAUGUAAAGAUGAACAGUAUGUUGAUUGCAUUAAGGGUCAUUGAAAGCUGCCUAUUGAUUAGGCACAGAAACGGUUAUAUUGAUUUGAAAGUCAUCUUUGACAAUUGUGCCAUGGUAAAUGUUUAUCCUGGUAUGCAGUGGCUUGGCUGUGCUCCUAGCAUUGCCAACGUCCAUGGACGACGGUGACCACUUACCAUCAGGCUGGUCGUAUGCCUUCAGAGCCUAUAAAUAAAUUAUAUACAAAGUAUUUAUAUUAAACACAAGAGAAAGGGUGGGAAGCAUGUUCUAUGACCUUGUCUUCCCACCCCAAACAAUAAUAAGUGAAGGAUUUCUGAAAAUGUUAUCUUAGUUAAAUUUCGAAUAAGUUUAGUGAACGUUAUAAUGCAUCAUGAAUUUUUGUUCGUUUGACACGACUCUGCGAGGGAAACGUGUAUAUGCGUCUCUAUUUUUAUUAGUAACUAAAUCCAAACUUCAUAUCGCAUUCCAACAGCUCUUUUACAAUCUAGAGCUUUGAUAUAAACUACUUUAUAAAUAUAUUAUCAGUUAUACAUCGUCGUAAAACCAAACGGCAUCGAUGCACUACUCUCAUUUAAAAGGCUGCGUUGCUGAGGACAUGAUUUUAAAUGGUGUGUUUUAGUAAAAGGUUUCUUAGACGGAUUCACGUACCCGAGAGAGUAAAUUGGAGGGAACACGAGAUCCAAUUUUUAUAAUGUUACAUUUGGUAUAUAAACUAAAUAUUUUUUUCAAAUUAAAAUAUAGCAAUACGGAGUAACGGAAAAAAAUACAUUUAAGUUUGAGUUGGACUGUUCAAGUUUUUUAAAAUACCAGAAACGUCAGGAAUGCCAAGUAAAUACGUCUGGUGUGGAGUCAGUUAUCUGUCACAGGACCUAUCCCUUGCAUCGGCAGGCUGUGACAUGCAAUGAAACCGGUUAAUACGAUAUUGAAGGGAACACUUAGUCCGAUCGCUAUGUCCGAUAGUAGCUGAGAACAAGCUCUUAAGUGUUCGCUUAAAGGGUAAACUAGGUUUGUGCAUUCUCCUUGCUUAGUUAAUAAUAAAAUAAAUCCUUGCGUCAUUGUGGUUUAUUACAUUACAAUAAGGAUUAAAAUAAUUUGGCUUAGUGAUAAAAUACGACCAGUGGGUGCUAUCUAUAUAUAUAAAAAUAAAUCCUUAUUUCUCUUGGUCACGCCAUCAGGCGUGAACGGCUGGACCGAUUUCACAAUUUUUUUUUUGUUGUGUUUGUUAUUGUCAGGUUCUUAUGAAAGAAAAAAAUCAAAAAAUUGCGCGGAAAAUUAGAAAAUUUAACAAAAAUAUUAAUUUUAUAUAACUGUCAAUUGUUUGAAAUAACUGUCAGCGAUUGACAGAAUGCGCGCUGUAAAUUCAUAGUUAAGACGGGACAACGUCUGUCGGGUUAACUAGUAACCGAUAAAUUUCGAUGAUAUUCGCUUUAACAGUCUCGUUAUAGGGGAUAUGUUAAAAUAGGUGUUUCGGUUUUCGGUCGGUUAGUUAGUUUCGGACGGCACCUCGCCAUUUCUUCGUUAUAACCGGUACGUCGUUGUAACCGAUGAUAUUCGAUUUCAACUGUAUAUCGAUAUAUGCUGUACUGUUCAUCUUUACACCAAUUACUUACGCUUUGCUCUGGACAAUACAAUAUAGACUACCUACGGUAUUUUUGUGUGAAAGUAUUAGUAUUUAUUUGAUUUGUAUUUUUUUAAUAUUAAGGAGACAAUAUUGUGACCCUUAGAGGCUGUAAGUGGAAUCAUUUUCUGAAGAAUUGCAAAUGGCUCUAUUUCACGGCCAAAUUAAUAAUAAUAAACCCAAUCAAUAUCAGAUCGAUUAAAAAAUAAACCAUCCGUAAUAACUCAUGAAAUGUAAUAAUAAUGUCGAUAAAAAUUUGUUCUGAUUUCGAUUUUCGUAUUGGGUAUGGAACUGAUUGGCCGUACGUGUAAUGGCAAAAGUCUAUUUAAAAAAUAAGCAUGAUAUCUACAAUGAGUUUUAAAAGACAUGUCUUUGAAUAUAAAAAACAUGUGUGUACGGCGCUUUCAAAGGCGUGCGCAAUUAUGGCGGAGCAAGGCACAGAUAAUUGGUUACUGUUAAACUAUUAUCGACAUUGUCUUUUUUGAAAUAAUAUUCAAAAUAAAUUAAUACAACAAUGUAAUGCAAUUUAUUUUUGUGUUAAUGGGUUUUGAAUAUUAUUACAAUGAAAUAGUGUCGAUAACAGUUUGAUAGUAAAAAAAAUCUCUGCGCUGCACUCCGUCAUAUAUGCGCCGACCCUUACAGAAUACUUAAAUUUUUUAUAUUCUUUUUUUUAUUUUCUGAUUAACGAAACGCUCAACAUAGAUAAGUUAUAGAGCCUAUAAGGGAUUGCAAUUCAAUGAUCUAUGGACAUUUAUGUACGAUUAAUUUUAAAUUAUUACUUAUAAUUUAGUUUAUAUUUUGCCUUAAUUUUUUUCUAUAUUUGGAUGUUCGGAUUUUAAUGUCUGUAUUUCUUUUUAAUCUUAAAGUGUUCUUUUCACUAUUUUCCUCACGAACUUGCACGUUACAGUAUUAUAAAAUAUAUUUUGAUUAAUUUGUACGCAUUCUAAAACCAAUGGACCGAUACUUGAAAUUAAAAGUAAUUUUACUUAUUAUCGUUGGUGCCUUGGUCGGCUACAACCAGUGUAACCACACGUUUUAUGUGCACACGUAUAUGGUUGCAAUUUGAAUGACGCGAUUGUCAAAAAUAGCGGAAGCGCGACCAAGAAUGGGUGUUUAGGAUGGCGUUCCAUUUAUGUAUGGAUAGCCGGAGUCAUAGAUCAAGCGAAUUGCUUGAUAAAUUUUUACCUUAUAUCUGAUGAAUGCAAAAUUGAAGACAUAAUUUCAAUAAAAAACGACCAAAAAUGUAUUUUAUAAUUAUUUUUUUCUUUCUAUUAUAAUAAACCAUUGGUCUUGGAACACUGCGUAAUAUAAUUAUUUAAUUUACUUUGUGCUCAAAAAGUACUUAUUGUAUUAUGUACCUGCAUUAUAAGGCUAUGUGCUAUUAUAAUAACUUUUUUCUA